Molecule: messenger RNA, 1127 nt
Organism: Paramecium sonneborni
Lineage: Eukaryota; Ciliophora; Oligohymenophorea; Peniculida; Parameciidae
Source: the annotation of a GenBank genome assembly
GAUUUGCUGAUGGACUCCUUCGAUCUCUUUCCCCUUGCGUGUGUAGUCAACAAUAAGUUUCUAGCUAUUCAUGGAGGUAUCUCUCCAGAUUUGAAAACGGUAACAAGGUUCUGUAUUUCCGAUUUUAGCUUGAAGACAUCAAAAAAAUUGAUAGAUACCAUGAACCACCUAGGAGUGGACUGUUUUGUGAUAUAUUAUGGAGUGAUCCAGUAGAUAAUGAUUAAGGAACAUUAGAAAAUGGAUGGAGAGGAAAUGAGGUUAGAGGUUGUUCUUGGUUUUUUGGAGUUGAUGCAGUACAUCGAUUUCUUUAAAGGAACAAUCUUAUUUCUGUUAUUAGAGCUCAUGAAGCAUAAUUAGAUGGAUAUAAAAUGCAUAGGUGGAAAGGUAGUUCAGACUUUCCAGUUGUUAUUACUAUCUUCUCAGCUCCUAAUUACUGUGAUGUUUAUAAAAAUAAAGGAGCUGUUAUCAAAUUUGAAAAUAACACUCUCAACAUUUAACAAUUUAAAGAUACUCCUCAUCCUUACCUAUUGCCUAAUUUUAUGAAUAUUUUUUCUUGGUCUAUUCCUUUUGUUACUGAAAAAGGUAAAUAACUUCAAUAUUUAUAUAUUAGUCACUGAAAUGUUAUAUAUGUUGCUCAGACAUGAGGAUUAAGAAUAAGAAAGUGAAGAUGAGAAAAUUAAUCAAGCAGAUAUUGAAAAAUUCAAAUAAAUUACAUAAAUAGAAAAAAAUAAAAACUUUGAAAAAAACAACUCACUUCAAAAACAACUCUCUAAAACUGGAAGAGAAAAACUAAGAUCAAGACUCAAAUUUGUAGCCACCAUGAUGAAAAUGUAAAAAACCUUAAGGUCUUCAAAUAUAUUUGUAUUUUCAGAGAAGAAAACGAAAGUAUUGUUUAAUUAAAAGGUGCAUGUCCAGAUAAAAGAUUACCUAAAGGAUUAUUACUACAAGGCAAAGAAGCCAUUACUGAUGGUAUUAAAAAAUUUUAUUUCAAGCCUUGUAAGAAUUUAAUUACAUGAAAUUGGCAGAUAGCAUUAACGAAAAAAUGCCCAAUAUUCAUAUUCCUUAGUAAUCGAUUUAGAUCAAAAAACCAGGAUAGUCCUCAAAGAAAAAAUGAAUUUUUAUCUUAG